GAGCCAGGGAGACCAUGGGCACCGCCGUCUCCAAGCGCCGCUCGUUCCGCAACGAGGCCGUGGCAUCGGUGGCGGCCAAAGUCAGAGCGGCGAGGGCUUUUGGCGAUUAUCUGUCUCAAAACCACCCAGAAGGCAAGAAUGGUGCAGAUCACCUGUUGGCAGAGUCAUACGUCGGUCAAGAAGACUCCCCAGAGAUCCACGUGGGCGUUCAAAACAAGCGACGUCUGUCUCUCAUUUCUGACAGGAAGUUCCAGCCCACCUUCCCUGAGGAAGCUGGGGAGAAGCUGGCAGGCGAGGGCCCCAAACCCCGAGUCUAUACCAUUUCCAGCGAGAGGCCCAUGCUCUCGCAGCACCAGAGCGAGAGCAUGGAGCUGGUAGUCCUGAAAGGGACGGGAGAAGAAGAGAUGGAUGGGGAACGGUCCUUAGGUCAGCCUCUCCACAAUGCCGGGAGUUCUCACAACAUCAACCGGCAAUGCAAGGACAGUUGGCCAAGUCACCAGCAAGGCUCGAAAGAGUAUCCCAGUUGCGCCCAGCUCGCAGUGUCGUCUCAGCCUCCGUUUGAUGAAGAACAUCACCACCAACACCACCAACACCAUCACCACCACCAUCACCAUCAUCAUCAUCAACAACAACAACAGCAACAACAGCAACAACAGCAACAACAUCAUCAGAACGAGGCUGGUGAGACCGGCUGGCGCCGGAAGAAGCUGGAACGAAUGUAUAGCAUCGACCGUGUUUCCGAUGAGGUUCCUAUCAGGACCUGGCUACCCAAAGAGAAUCUUUUCACUUUCCAAACGGCGACUACCACUAUGCAAGCCAUUUCGGCGUUCAGGGGCUACGCCGAGAGGAAACGUCGCAAACGGGAGAACGAUUCGGCCACUUUGAUCCAGAGAAACUUCCGGAAACACCUCCGUAUGGUUGGGAGCCGCCGCAUGAAGGCUCAAACUUUUGCCGAGAGGCGUGAGAGGAGUUUCAGCCGGUCCUGGAGCGAUCCAACUCCCAUUAAGCCUGAAAACCUCAGUGACUCCCGAGAAAGCCAUGAAUUUCAGGAUUCCUGCUGUGCCAUUGACAAAGGGUUUGACUUGAACUGGGAGGUGGAGAAAGAACUGGAAGCGGCCGCCUGCAGUGGGGAGGACUUCGUUCCCCCCAAAAUCAUGCUCAUUUCCUCCAAAGUGCCCAAAGCGGAGUAUGUUCCAACGAUUAUCCGUCGCGAUGACCCAUCGAUCAUCCCCAUUCUCUAUGAUCAUGAACAUGCCACCUUUGAUGACAUUCUGGAGGAAAUCGAAAAAAAACUGAACAUCUAUCGGAAGGGCUGCAAAAUUUGGAAAAUGAUGAUUUUUUGCCAGGGAGGUCCGGGCCACUUAUACCUCUUGAAGAAUAAGGUCGCCACCUUUGCCAAAGUGGAGAAGGAGGAAGACAUGAUCUACUUCUGGAAGCGGUUGAGCCAUCUGAUGAGCAAGCUGAACCCGGUUCCAAAUGUCAUCCACAUCAUGGGAUGUUACGUCUUAGGGAACCACAAUGGCGAGAAGCUCUUCCAAAAAGGGGAGAGGGCAGCUCAUGAUCCUCUAAACAAUGACGUUAACCCUCUGGAGAAUGAAGAAAGGACUCACUUUGGGUGA
Molecule: messenger RNA, 1619 nt
Organism: Notechis scutatus (mainland tiger snake)
Lineage: Eukaryota; Metazoa; Chordata; Lepidosauria; Squamata; Elapidae
Source: RefSeq, a predicted model, not a curated record